AAGAAGUUUAGUGUUCUUAGCAAAGUGUUUGGCUCCACUGAAUGAUUUAGUGUCAAGUGUUAAAUCAUGAAAGCUGUUUUUGGAUUAUUUCUGACCCUACUUAGACUAUCAAAUGCAGGGAAUAUCUACUGUGACGGCAGAGAAGAUGGUGCUUGGUGUUUUGCUGCUUUGGGAGGUACUGUGAUCAUCCAGCUAAUGAACAGCACCUCAGGAAUAACUAAAUAUGAGUGGAAAAAUAAGACAACAGUCAUUCUUAAAGGCACAGAAAAUAACUUUACUCUUCAGAACAGAUCAUGUUUUAUUCCCAGCAAUGGUACAGUUGGAAUCAAGAACCUCAACAUGACAGACAGUGGUGAAUAUACUCUGAAUGUCUUUGAUUCAAAAGGAAAAAAUGUUGAAAGCCGAACCCUUCAGUUGAUUGUUCAAGCUCCUGUGUCCUCUGUCCAGUUGGUCACUGAGUGUUUGACUCAGUUAGAGAUGAAGGUGUCCUGUCUCUCUGAUGGAGGGGACAGUCCACAGUAUAGCUGGACUCUGGAUGGACACAAACUGACAGACUCUGAGCUUCUCUCUGGACAAAGUGAAACUAACGUCAUCAUUCUGAAACAAAGUGUAACAGGACGUCUGGCCUGCUCAGUGGGAAACCAAAUUAGCGUUGGUUCCAAAGAACAGAAUAUAUCUGCUUGUAAAGAAUAUACAGCAAGUGAAACUCACUGUGAUGGUACAGAGGAUGGAGCUCAGUGUUUUGGUGCUUUGGGAGGAGCGGUGAUCAUCCAGCUGACGAACAAUAUCUCAGGAAUAUCUGAUCAUAUAGGAGGAAAUAGCACAUCACUAAUACUCAGUGCCAAAGACAAUAAUUCUUUCUUGAAUUUCAAUCAAAGCAGAUCUUUUUAUGUUUCCAGCAAUGGUACAGUUAUCAUUGAGAAUCUCAGCAGGACCGACGAUGGUCAAUAUAUUUUAGAAAUCUUUGAUUCUGAAGGACAGAAAACACUGCGAACUCUUCAUUUGACUACUGAAGCUCCUGUUUCCUCUGUCCAACUGGUUUCUGAGUGUUUGUCUCAGGGACAGAUGAAGGUGUCCUGUUUAUCUAAGGGAGGGGAUAGUCCUCAGUAUAACUGGAGUCUGAAUGGAAACACACUGAGUGACUCUGAGCUUCUAUCUGGACAUAGUGAAACUAAUAUCAUCAUUUUGAGACCGAAUAUCCCAGGACGUCUGGUCUGCUCAGUCAGGAAUCAAGUCAGCUAUGCCUUGGAGGAAAAAGUUCUUUUUGUUUGUCCAGAUACCUCCCUACUGAUACACAGCUUGCUGUUUGUCACAACCCUUCUUUCAUGUGCUGUGAUCUGCCUCUACUUCCAACUGAGGAAGAACAAAUGCAACAGGGAGUUUGUCACAUCAUGAAAAACAGAUUCCACAGAGGAGAAGUAGUCAUUUAUUUCAUGACACCUCAGCAAGUAAACCUUGUUUAAAGUUUAGAAAAAGCAAAUUAAUGGCAUAAACCAACAGCCUAUUUCAUAGCGUGUUUUUAAGACAUGUUGCUCUUUAUGAGAUAUUAAAUGCUAAAUUAUAUGUAGAUAUGUUGUUU
Molecule: messenger RNA, 1579 nt
Organism: Cyprinodon tularosa
Lineage: Eukaryota; Metazoa; Chordata; Actinopteri; Cyprinodontiformes; Cyprinodontidae
Product: hemicentin-1-like
Exons: 6
Coding region: 67-1395 (442 amino acids)
Source: RefSeq, a predicted model, not a curated record